AUGGCUUCUGGUUGUGGAAGAGUCGAAGCCCCUCCCGCCCCGCAUCGAAAGGAUCAUUUGAUUGAAGACACCGAAGACAUGCGAUCCCAGGGUAACAUGUCCGAUCGCCUUACCAUCGAAGUUGACUGCACCUCCCUGGGUUCCAACGAGUGCCCCUCCAUGGCUUCUAGCUUCUCCCCCAUGGAGUCGCCUACCCCGACUCCGACGAGUUCGACGCCGAUGCGCAGCGCCUUUCGCUUGGCUAGCAUGACAUCGAGCGAUAGCAUGGGCAUGCCAUAUGGGCAUAUGGAAGCACAGGAGCGGAUGCCCAUGACCGACUUCCUUACCGGAUACGAUGAGAACGUCGAGCACUUCUGGAUUCCCCCGGAGGCCCAGAAAGCCUAUGAGCAUGGCGUCCAUGGACUUCCAUACCCCCAGGCAAUGCCUCAGUAUCCAACAAUGGCCCGCAACCACUACCGUCAACACCCUGCACCCUACCUGCCCGAGUCCGCGACCAAUCCUUGCUUGUCGCGUUCUAUCUUCCACCAGUCUGAAAGAAUCCCUAGCUCAAUGUCCAUGAGCAACAUGAUAUCUUGGAUGGCCCCGCCAACAGACUCGAUUGCCCCCCAAACCAUUGCCCCGUCGCAGGUCGCCCCGGUUACACCCCCGCCAUCCUACUCUGAAUUCGCAGGUUCCAUCAACACCUUCAAGACGCACACACCGACAACCCCGGCGCGUUGUUCCUCCCUGGGUACUUCUUCUGGAACCGAUACCCCCAUGAGCCGCCUUUCGGGUGGCAUGGACUACCUGGACGAUUUCAACCAAUCACCAGUCUACAGAGAUGGCCUUGCCCGAGUCCAACGUCAACCCUCGAGGAAGACUGCCAGGAAGCAGUCCUCCAAGCAGAGUCUGAGUCUGGAAAACCUACCGUCAAUCAUCAAGCAAGUCCAGUUCAAGUGCAAGGAACCUGACUGCAAGGGUCGCUUCAAGAGGCAAGAACACCUGAAGCGACACAUGAAGAGCCACUCCAAAGAGAAGCCGCAUGUGUGCUGGGUCCCUGGAUGCGAGCGGGCUUUCUCGCGCAGCGACAACCUGAACGCGCAUUACACCAAGACCCACAGCAAGCGUGGUGGACGUAACCGCUAUGUUGCGACACUGGAUGAGAACAGCCCGGACUACAACCCGGAGUACCGGGGCCAACUAACUGCUGACGGGCGACCGCUCUACAACUCAAAAUCCCAAGACAUCAUGUCCGACGCUCGUGAAACGAGCGAGGAGGCGUGGUUGGAGUGA
Aspergillus sclerotioniger CBS 115572 is the source of this 1272-nucleotide messenger RNA. RefSeq names its product C2H2 type transcription factor BrlA (gene brlA). Gene Ontology annotation, cellular component: transcription regulator complex; PcG protein complex. NCBI's taxonomy places the organism in Eukaryota, Fungi, Ascomycota, Eurotiomycetes, Eurotiales, Aspergillaceae. Gene Ontology annotation, biological process: regulation of transcription by RNA polymerase II. The transcript is spliced from 3 exons. Bases 1 to 1272 code for a protein of 423 amino acids. Gene Ontology annotation, molecular function: DNA-binding transcription factor activity, RNA polymerase II-specific; RNA polymerase II cis-regulatory region sequence-specific DNA binding. The record is from RefSeq and is a predicted model, not a curated record.